Camellia sinensis is the source of this 1054-nucleotide messenger RNA. The record is from RefSeq and is a predicted model, not a curated record. Lineage: Eukaryota; Viridiplantae; Streptophyta; Magnoliopsida; Ericales; Theaceae.
AAUCCUUUGUUCCCAACAAGGAUUUGAAGAAACUUUUGGACUUGCCAGUCCAUAAAACGAAAGCGCCUGUGCUUCUCAAUUUUAUUCCAACAUAUAAGUCAACUUUGCCCGACGUUCCCAAAAGGAAGAAGAAAAGCCUUUCUCCACCCUCUGCUACAACUCCAUUGACUGCAUCCACAUCACGAACAGAUCAAGGAUCAACAUCCGAUCUAACUGAUCAGCCAUCAACUUCGGCUCUAUACCUGGUCCCAAUAUCAGAACGAAAACGUUGGCGACGACUUGUCCUUACUGCCGAGAUGGGCCGCCCAAAACCAGUUGCAAAAGACCUCUUAGCCAGCAUUCCAUCAUCUGUUGAUGAUCAACCAGCACAAACCCAACCUCCACCGAAGCCGAAAAGAAUAAAGAAGGCUCAACCAAAGGCUAAGAUAGCUCAGGUUGAAUCUGAAGACACCUUGCCGAUCUCAAAGUUGGCUGAGAGUGAUAAAUCUCUGCCUUCUGCUGGGAAGAGGCGCUCUGAGUCUCAACUACCAGAAUCCCAAAACCCAAAAAAGCCGAGGUCUUCUUCUGCAACAACCUCGGGAUCAAAAAAACCUGAUGCCCCUGGGCCCCCUCAAUUACUCUGGAAGACAAGCCUGUUAUGGUAAGUGACAGUGCCGAGGAUAUUAAUGUCGGCGUUGCGCUCAGUACUGCUCUGCUGUUACCAGGCGAUUUGGAGCGAAACGCCCAGUACAGUGAGUAUGAGAAUUACGCUCUAAUGCUUCAGCACUCCGUUCAGGCCAUCCAGCAUGCCCACUCUUUCUCAAUGCAGUCUUUUGAGAAUCGGGAGAGGCUUGUCAAGAUGAAGAGGGAGUUCUCUUCCCUCCAAAAGACCAACAAAGGUCUUCAAUCAAAGAUGAUAAAACUGGAGGACCAAGUCGAGGCUGCAAUCAAAGCUCAGACCAAUGCCGAAGAGAAGGCUGAGGCUACUGAGGCUGCUGAGGCUAUCAGGAAAGUCGCUGUGUCUCAGAAGAGAGAAGCCGAGGAAAAAAUGGUCCAAGCCGAAAAGGUGCUUUAG